Rosa chinensis is the source of this 698-nucleotide messenger RNA. RefSeq lists its product as uncharacterized. The transcript is spliced from 3 exons. Lineage: Eukaryota; Viridiplantae; Streptophyta; Magnoliopsida; Rosales; Rosaceae. Bases 165 to 422 code for a protein of 85 amino acids. The record is from RefSeq and is a predicted model, not a curated record.
AGUUGUUGGUUUGAUCAGCAGCGAAGCCCGAAACCGAAACACGAGAAAUAUAACCGAGCUCCGUCCCCGCGCCUUUUCCAUUUUCCAUCUCUCUGAAAUUGCUUCGUGGCACCGGUGAAGUCGUCCCCUUUCCGUUAUCGACCAGCGCGACCUGUUAACUAGACAUGAGUACGCUUGAUGUGACCAUGGAGGAUAGUAGCGGUGGUGUCCGACCUAAAGCCCAAUGGAAGCAAAUGGGGCCUGCAGAGAAGGAGGCAUCUGUGCACGAAGAAGUCAAGAGAAUGCAGAGGCUGCCUGCACACAGCUCCUAUGUUACGCAUCGAUUGCGGGUCCUUAAUAAGAUUCUGCAGCUCCUGUCCAUUCAGAGAACUACUUCACAAGAUCGGGAGUUGGAAUUGCUUUUUGCGGGGCUGUCUCUAUGAACUGAACCUUUCAAGGCAGUGGUCAGUUGCAGUUCAACUUAUUUUGUGGAGUUAGAGACCAUAAUCAUUUUGCACUGGGAUCUAUGUAACUACAUGUUAGUCUCACUGUAAUGUUUGUUUUCAACAUGCUGACCGAUGUUUAAUUGUUCUCUGUUUGUUAAUCUGUAAAGGAUGAUAAGUUUUGUAUGUAUAUUUCUGUUAAGGCAUGAGACUUUAAUAGUUCAUUCUAAAGAAAAAAGCUGUAUAAUUUUUUUGAAAAAGCUUCAGCUAACAACA